UCGGGGCAGCUGCCCUGCAACAGGUGGCAGCCUCCCUUCCGCCGCAUCUGAAGCAGCCGCUCUGUGCCCGCAGACGCCCGCCGGCACCUCGCAGCAUGCACAGGGACGGUGGCCCUCAGGUGGGACAGGAGGCCGGCAGAGCCAAGAUGCCCUCGACUCCCAGGCAGCUCCCGGGGCACCUGGAGGGGGCCCCCGCGAGCGAGGCAGACUGGUGGUCCCCGCCGCCCUGCGGGCCCUGCAUCCCCAUCCUGCUGGCCCUGGCCUCGCUCGCCGCCUUCUUCGUCCUGACCACCGCGGUGCUGGCCGAGCGCCUGCUCCGCCGCUCCCUGCGCCCUGACCCCGGCCACCGCGCACCCGCCCUGGUCUGGCGCCCCGGAGGAGAGCUGUGGAUCGAGCCGGCGGGCACUGCCCGGGAGCGCUCUGAGGGCUGGUACGGCUGCGAGGUGCCCCUGCUCCCCGACAGGGGCCCAGACGCCCCUCCAGCCCGGGCCAGCGCCCCACCUGCCCCUGCGGCCCUGAACUCUGCCCCCAACUCUCUGGUCCUCCAGGAGCCCCCUGAGGCCCUGGCCCGGAGCACCUUCUGGGGGCCCCAGCCACAUGGGGAGAGGCCCCCCACCACAGGCCUAGUGAGUUGGGCUGGGCCUGAGCUGGGGCCAGAGUCCACGCAAAGGCUCGGGAGCCCCCAAGCCUGGAGGCCGCGGCCAGGAAGCCCUGAGCCUGACUGGAGCCUGCAGCCUCGGGUCACCGUGGAGCAGAUCUCCGCGUUCUGGAGGCGGGAAGGCCGGACCAGUAUGGGCUUCUGAGUCCCCAAAGCUCCAGUGGGACUGGCCCCCCAGAACCCCCUCUGGAAGGCACUGGGGCCCCAGGGCUGUCUCGGGGUAGAUGCCUCUCCAGUCCGACUUUUCUGUUCUCCUGGGCCUGCCCGGGCAGCAGGCUGAGUGUGGACAGAGCCUGCAUGCCGAGGACGCCCAGCAGGGCCUCUCGCUCGUCACCCGCUUGGCUCAGAGCUGAAGGUGAGGCCGGCGCGGGCCCAGAGGCUUCUAGUCUGCGUUUCAGAGUAAGAAGCUGAAGUAACAGACGUACAGGAAAUAGCGCCAAACCAGCCCCUCUCCCGUUCUGACAGUGCCUCUCAGAUGCCACAAGGCCCAGAAGAGGUGCUGCUGCAUGGAAGCGAUGGUGACAGGUGACAGGUGUGUUGGCAGGAGAUGGCAGGAACCCAGCUUCCCAGAGCCACAGAUCUCAACCUUUCCCUGACAUUCAUCCCUGUCCCCUACCCUGAGGUCAUCCAAGAAAAUACACACAGAGGCCAAGACCCAGUGAAGGAGCCUUUUAUUACACUGACUGCGGCUUUCAUCCUCAAAUGGCAAGGAGGAACUGACCACAGCUGGAGGGGCCCUACGGGCCUGGGGUUGGGACUUAGAGUCAAAGAAGACCAGCGGGCUCUGCGCAGAC
Octodon degus (degu) is the source of this 1452-nucleotide messenger RNA. It is a transcript of the gene CUNH16orf54, whose product is annotated as chromosome unknown C16orf54 homolog. NCBI's taxonomy places the organism in Eukaryota, Metazoa, Chordata, Mammalia, Rodentia, Octodontidae. The transcript has 2 exons. Bases 96 to 803 code for a protein of 235 amino acids. The record is from RefSeq and is a predicted model, not a curated record.